UAUGAAUGCCUCUAGGAAGCCCUCUCUACCUUAGCCUUGGAAAGAGCCCCUUUUCAUAAAAUCAGCUGAAGGCACCCAUUCACAGCCAAAAGGGGGUUGUGAAGAAAAAAAAAAAGCAAGCCAACCUUAAAGAUUUUGCACUCAAAGAAAUCAAAAAGAGAAGUGGCCAGAGGUCCACCCGGAGAAAACUUCAGGCUGCUUUUUUUUUUCCCCCCUGUCUGCUCUACAAAGACCUUGAUAGAGGCUCCAAAAGCUCCUUUUAAAUAAUAAUAAUAAGCAGAAAUCCACUGUUUGUGCCAGAAUAAAUCAAUCGCUGGCAAAUGAUUUCAGCAGGGAUUAGCUAAGCGCCCUACCCCAGUCCCUCUGGAAAACACAGAUCUGAUCAAUGGAUGCCUGGUGAGCCCUUUUGGCUUAAACAAAAACUAUCGCCGUUGCCAAAAAAAAGUGUGUGUCACGGGGUGGGGCAGGGGGGAGAGUUGUGUUGAUUUUUUUUUUCUUCUCCUUGAAACUUUAUGAAUGAAACUGGAGUAAGGAUCCUGUCUUGGAAAUAACACGCUGGUAAAUUUUAUCCUGGGAGUAAGGGGGAAUGGUUAGAGGGGGUGGUCUUAGCUCACAAAUCGAGAGGCGGCUGCUUGCAAAAACAGCGUGCUUCUCUUUUUUGGGGGGUGGCUUGAAGCUGCAGGGUAGAUGCUGGAGGGAGGCAGCUCCACAGAGGGAAUAACUGGGAGAGAUCCCCCCCAAAAUUGCCAUAGCAAUUUUUUGGUAAUGCCCUCUCUCUGCUCUGGGUGGAAGUAAACAGGCUGUCAGCAUUUUCCUCUUGCUAAGCGGAGCUAAAGCAGCAGCAGCAGCCAGCCCGAGUGAGAAUCAGCAACUUUCUUUUUAAUUUCGGGAUCUGGGUGCUUAUUCUUUCUGGGACAGGACAAGAAGCGUGUGUGUGUGUGUGUGUGUGUGUGUGUGUGGGCAGGAGAGAGGGUGCCUUUCUGCAGAUGGCAAGGCGAGGAGGUCAGAAAAUGUCCUGCAGUCAGUAAAAAAAAAGGGGGGGGGGGUUCCUUUUUUUUUUUCUUUUUUUGAGCGCGACAUCUCAAGUCAACUCUUUAAGAAAGCAAAAAAAUUCAGCCCCGCGCUUCCAUGCCCUCCUCAAUUGGCUUUUUGAAACUGCAGAUCCUUUGAGACAGACAGGGGGGAGAGAGGCAGAGAGAGAGGGAGAAAAAAUCCAUCUUGCUCCCAAGGAGAGCCGGCUGCAAGCUGGAGAAGGCAGGCAGAAUAAACCUAUUGUGGAGCUGAAAUGCACUGAAAUAUAGCAGCAAUAGAAAAGCCCAAGCCAACAGCACCCCUCCUUGCACAAACGUAAUUGCUCAGUGAAAAUAGUUCCAACUUCAGGCUUUUUUUUAAAAAAGAAAACUUGUGAUUUGUUUGCUUUGAAGGGGGAGAGGGAAAAAAAAAAAAAGGGGGCGUUUUUUUUUCCGCCCCCCUCCCUGUGAAACCUUAAAAGAUAAAAUUACUGGAUCUAAAAAUAAAGCAGUGGUUAAAACCUUUCCCCCACCCCUUACAACUCCCCCCCCCACCCCUCCCAUUUCUCCCUCUCUCUCUCUAUGUGUGUUUGCAUUCGACAAAGAAAUGAUUUGAACUUCCCACUGCCUCAUAAAAAGGAAACAGAAUAGCAGUUUUGACAUAUGGAUGUGAUUUCUCCGCUCUGACACAGAUGCACACACACUCACAAGCCUGCUCCUUUUCACAUGGACUCGUUGCCUACAUGCAUGAAGCGGCUGGAGGUGCUCAGCAAUGAGAAGGCGAAGAGGAGGACUGGGCUGGCUUGUCAUUUGCCUCUCGGGCUGAGCGCCAUCCGGCCAGACCUCUGAAGGGGUCGCGGUGGAAGGACAACUCCUCUCCAAGCCCGGAUCCCUGCAAGAAGCUUUCUCUCCUCCUCCCAGCUGCCCAGAGAGCUUCUUGGAUGCUGCCCUAAGCGUCUUGGCUAUGGGAUCAUAUCUGGUUUAUCACAGCCUGGGUUUGAUCCUCUGCUGCUCCGUGCUAAGUUCUGUCUACGCGCUGGUGGAUGCGGACGAUGUCAUCACCAAGGAGGAGCAGAUCUUCCUGCUGCUAAAAGCCAAGGCCAAGUGCGAGCGACACCUGAAAGCCAAGGUGCCCAAGGUGCAUGAUGGCUUCUGCCUGCCCGAGUGGGACGGCAUUGUCUGCUGGCCAGAAGGCAUGCCAGGCAAAGUGGUGGAGAUGCCAUGUCCGGAGUACAUCUACGACUUCAAUCACAAAGGCCAUGCCUAUCGGCGGUGUGACCUGAACGGGAGCUGGGAGCUGGUGCCAGGCAACAACCGGACCUGGGCGAACUACAGCGAGUGUGCGAAGUUCCUCACCAACGAGACGAGGGAAAGGGAGGUCUUUGAUCGUCUCUAUGUGAUUUAUACUAUCGGAUACUCCAUCUCCCUGGGCUCCCUGACGGUGGCUGUCCUUAUCCUGGGAUACUUCAGGCGUUUGCACUGCACGAGGAAUUACAUCCACAUGCACCUGUUCGUCUCCUUCAUGCUGAGGGCCGUCAGCAUCUUUGUGAAGGACGCGGUCUUGUACUCGGGGUCAGCUCUGGAGGAGAUGGAGCGCAUCUCAGAAGAAGACCUGAAGUCCAUUACCGAGGCCCCCCCAGCGGAUAAGUCACAGUUUGUGGGCUGUAAAUUAGCCGUUACCUUCUUCCUUUACUUCCUGGCAACCAAUUACUACUGGAUUCUGGUGGAAGGUCUCUAUCUCCACAGCCUGAUCUUCAUGGCGUUUUUCUCAGAGAAGAAGUAUCUUUGGGGAUUCACGUUAUUUGGCUGGGGUCUCCCUGCUGUAUUUGUGAUGGUGUGGGCCAGUGUGAGGGCCGCUCUCGCAGAUACCGAGUGCUGGGACUUGAGUGCCGGCAAUUUAAAAUGGAUCGUUCAGGUGCCCAUCCUGGCAUCUAUUGUGGUAAAUUUUAUGCUUUUUAUCAAUAUUAUCCGAGUCUUAGCAACCAAGCUGCGGGAAACCAAUGCAGGGCGGUGCGACACCAGGCAACAGUACAGGAAGCUGCUGAAAUCUACCCUCGUCCUUAUGCCUCUGUUCGGCGUUCACUAUAUAGUGUUCAUGGCGAUGCCAUACACAGACGUGUCAGGGAUUCUUUGGCAAGUUCAAAUGCACUAUGAAAUGCUGUUCAACUCUUUCCAGGGAUUUUUUGUGGCCAUCAUAUACUGUUUUUGCAAUGGAGAGGUUCAAGCAGAAAUAAAGAAGUCAUGGAGCAGAUGGACAUUAGCACUUGACUUUAAAAGGAAAGCACGGAGUGGGAGCACAACAUAUAGUUAUGGACCCAUGGUCUCCCAUACCAGCAUCACGAACGUAACUACCAGAGGGGCACUUGCCCUCCAUCUCAAUACGAGACUUAUACCGGGAGCCCUCAAUGGACACCGAAAUUUGCCGGGUUAUGUAAAAAAUGGCUCCAUUUCAGAAAACUCCAUGCCUUCUUCUGGGCCGGAGCAAUACAACAAAGACGAGGAGUACCUGAACGGCUCUGGACUUUACGACGGAGACAGGCCUACGGUGCUUGUGGAAGAAGAAAGAGAGACCGUGAUGUAAGGAUCAGAGAGGAAGAAGAAGAACAAGGAGACGAAAGGUUCCCGGAGAGCAUUUAGUGGGCAAAAGAAGACCAGGCUGCACAUGGGAUGCCAAGGGUUUUCAUACAGUUUCUCUGUUCUGUGUAACAGGAGGUCAAGUUAUAUGGAAAAAGUGGGCCAUCGAUGUGGCCAGCUGUUGAUCACACACAUUUACUCAGUGGUCUGGUCUCCAAGGUGUUAAUGAAGGCAGUGCUGUCCAGACCUGCGGGCCUCGCUACCUGUUGAACAACGGGGGUAUUCAGAGUUUACAUGAGGGGUGUACAAAUGGCACACGGUAGUUUCACCUCUGGGAGAGCAUUCGAAGCACAAAGAUGAAGGGAAACCCAGUCAAAGGAGCGGGGAGCGUGAAAUGCCAUCUUCUUGCAGUGGUAUGAGAGGCCGGUGGCGUUGCCUUCACCACUCGGUUUGGUUUGGCUGUCUCUUUUAUUCGAAAGCCCAUCUGUCAUAUGGUAACACACACAGGACUGGCUGGGUCCCCUGGGCCAUAGCCACUAAUUGUAGCGGACUAAGACACAGCUUGGACUGUGGUGGCAUUGGGUGUCUGUGUCCGUCCGGGGUCACUUGGUGCAUGUUCCUUCAGGAGCAAUCUCACUGCUGAUUCCCUGAUGAAGCAGCAUGCUUUUUUCUUCUUUGGUAAAUGACUCACAACUACUGGCUGUAAAUGAAUAUUGGGGGUCCCCUUCUCCUACCUGAGCCCAGGGAGCGAGAGCAAAAUUCGUGCAAUCAGAGAUUUUAAAUGAACAUGACGGUCUAGCUGGUCCAAGCCUAAAAUCAGACAAGAGGUCCAUUCUGUUGGCUUGUAAGUGCACUGAGCAUUAGGGUGGAGAGGGAGCUUGAUGGUACCUCAAUGUGUGUGAUUUGGGUGGCAGGGCAUGUAAAACCAGGCCAGAAAACAGUGAACUCGCCCAUUUUGGAUGUUCAAGGGAAUGUACUUAACUCAUUUUCAGUCUUUUUUUUUUUUCUUCCCGUUCUCACUUCCGCACUUCCUGCUCCCUAUUGAGUACGGGAAGGCUAACAAGUGAGGAGAAGGGCUGUUUUAGCAAUAUCCCGUUUCAAUCAGAGCCGACGGAGGCUGGCAUCCAACUCAACAUGACGUUUGCAAGCCAGGUCUAUGGAUAAUUCAUUGCAGACCUCCAGGUGCAUCUCUGAACCUCCAGGAUGGGUUGUGGGUCCCCCUUCCAAGGUACACACACAUACAUGCAUCCAUACACGCAUACCCAUAUGCAUGUACUCACAGCAGGCUUGACCCUCAGCUAGCAUAAGCAUUCAUGGGUCCCUUGAGGAUAUUGAAACUGUCCCGGGGCUCAACCACAGUCGUGUCCCAGCAAGGGGAAAGCGUACGGUUAAUAGUGACUGCGUUUGCAGCAGGAAAAGGGUUCAGGAAUGAUUGUGAUCCUCUGCAACUCCCCUUCCUGGUGGAUGCUGUGGAUGUCCUGGUAUCACCCCAGGCCUCAGCAAUGAGCAUGCUUUAGUACACGUGAUAUUGUUCUCUGGCCUAUCUGAUGUGCUGAGCAGCAGUGAUAUCAGGUAUUGACUGCGUCUCUGGCUGGUGAAAGCCAGGAGAGCUCCACUGAGCCUGUGCAAUGCUAGCUGAGGGUCUAGCCUGGUAUGUCCAUCGGUCCCCAAGCAUCAUUCAAGGACUUUGGGACAGUGACCCCAGCUGGGAACUCCCCAGCCUGCCAGAGCCGGCCUGAUCCCUUCCUUGGGCUCCUGUUGUAUCAGUUGUUCCUCCCGCCGCACUUUAAAAGCCAUAGUCCAGCCCGAGAACAAAUGUUGGCAGCAUUUCCAGCACAAGAAGCAUGUUCAUCCCCUAUCAAUGUGAUCUGGCUGCUAUUGAAAUGCAAUCAGAAAGAGCUGUUGUGCAAAGGUCGUCGAGGACCCAGUUUGGUGCCUAUCAGAUAAUCCACUCUCGAUCCUGCUCCUUCUUGGCUGGGCUGGUGAAUCCUACCAACCGGCGCCUCGCAGAUAUACCCAAGUCAUUGGAAAGGGACUGCUCCUCUCCAGACGCAGUUAGGACGAAGGACAGUCAUCCCAAACCUCAGGUCCUGACUAGGCCCCUGGGAAGAGCAGCUGGUGUCUUGAUCCGCCUCGAGUGUCCCAUACCUGCCUUUCUGCCACCUCUCAGGUUAGGGCCUGAUACAAAGCCCAGUGACGUCAAGCAAAAAGGCUCCUGCCGGCAUCACUGAGUUUUGGAUCAGAAACUUGUGGGAGGAGGGUGUCGUGGGGGGCCCCGAAGGACCGGCACCCCUACUGCAGGUAAAAAGCAAAGGCAGAUUUUGGAAGACAAAUAUUUAUUUUUGGUGUUUGUUUUUGUUUUGUAUUGUUAUAAUUAAGUCGAAAUGUUCUUUACCGUAGACCACCAAGCGGCAGCUAUUGCAAUGUCAGGUCUUCAAAGGGUGAAUUGUUUUAGUAGUGUGGGAUUUUUUUUUUUUUCGUUUAAUGAUAUGCAGAAAUUAAGUAAUCAUGCAAAGAAAAGCGGAUUGAGUGAAUGUCUGGCAUUGAGAGCGAGCCAGCCUUGCAGAAAUCUGGGUCAGUCUGAAGCACUCGCUGCUUGUAUCUUAGUCACACAUGCUGGCACGGCCUCUGCGGGGAAUCAAAGGGGAAGAAAGUCAUCUCUAGUCGGCUGUCAGCGUGUGCACGCUCGACUUAUUUAGCAUCCCAUUCAGCCGACGUGCACUCCUGAUUCAAGCGGGACGUGCAAUGAGUGUGCUGGCUCUGGCAGUCCAAGCCUUGCGUGGACGGUUUCUCUCUGCCCCACUCCAAACCCCACUGGAUGCGUGUUUUGCUUAAAAGCCUGCCAAGUGCACAUGUGAUCCCCUUGAUCCUAUCACUCAAAGAAAGAAAUUACCGAUCCAAAUCAAAACCAGCAACUCUUUCUGUACUUGUGUUUGCUAAUGACGGCUCAAGAUUGCUGACGUGUUUGCAAAUCACCUAGCAAAGUUCGGGUAAUUAAUAAGAGCCACGACAUUAUUUGUAAGUAAAGUCUACACCCGUAAUUAAUCACAAGAAAUUAAUCACUGGAUAACCUAUUAUUUAAUGAUUAGAAAUUGCCGUCUGUUGAUAGACAUGCCAAAAAAAAUGACGUGAAAUGGGGGGGGGGGGGAAAAAAAAUAUUUUUUGAA
Alligator sinensis (Chinese alligator) is the source of this 6751-nucleotide messenger RNA. RefSeq names its product parathyroid hormone 1 receptor (gene PTH1R). The transcript is spliced from 14 exons. Gene Ontology annotation, cellular component: plasma membrane. Lineage: Eukaryota; Metazoa; Chordata; Crocodylia; Alligatoridae. Gene Ontology annotation, biological process: intracellular calcium ion homeostasis; cell surface receptor signaling pathway; adenylate cyclase-activating G protein-coupled receptor signaling pathway. Gene Ontology annotation, molecular function: peptide hormone binding; parathyroid hormone receptor activity; G protein-coupled peptide receptor activity. Bases 1975 to 3591 code for a protein of 538 amino acids. The record is from RefSeq and is a predicted model, not a curated record.